AUGCUCGUCUUUAUUGUCGUCUAUUCAUGUCUUCUUUAUAUAUUAUCAUCAGGCCAAAUAACUCCAGCUGUGAUUUAUCCAACACUUGGUCCGGUUAAUCCUAUUCCAAAUAAUGAUUCCAUGCUUAAUUUCACAUUUAUAUAUCCAGCAAAUUAUCAAUUUGUUAAUCUUUAUGUGCAGUUUACAAUCUACGAUUUUGUCAAUAAUACAGUAUUAAGUCCUACGAAAUAUCCUUUUUCCUGGGCGAAUUUUACUAAUAGUAACACAUCUUUACCAUGGGUUGUGCCCAAUGUACUAAUGAUUCCUGGUGAUUAUGUUUUUGGUUGUUUCGAAUGGGUACAAACUGAUGCAAGUGAUCUAACACUUUCGGAUAUAAAUGAAUGUGUAUUAACACGUGCAUCAAUAAACUCUACAACACCACCAAUUGUGCCAUUAAAUGUAAGUAAUCCUGUAGCAACGGCUACUUCGAUUACUUUCUAUACUUAUACGUCACAAAUGUUACCCUAUGAUCAAGUAAAUAUAACAGCAAAUAUAAAUGGGACAGUACAACCAUCAAUAACAAAUACAACUUCUAAUGCUACAUAUAAUAUAAAUAUGUUCUAUUUUAUGAAUCUAACUCAAAAUACACCUUAUAAUAUUUGCAUUUCUUAUAUUUAUGCAAAUUCACUCAUCAAAGGAUCAGAUGCAAUGGAUACUUCAUGUGACGUUAUGACAACUUCAUCAACUUCAUCAGUUUCAUCAAUUGCACCAGCGUCAUCAACUUUACCAACACCAUCACCUUCAUUCAAUACAACAACUUCACGACCUUCAUCUGGUAAUUCAUUUAAUAAGACUAUAUUAUAUUUAAUGACAACUAUUUCAAUAUUUAUAAGUAUUUUUAUUUAA
Adineta steineri is the source of this 885-nucleotide messenger RNA. NCBI's taxonomy places the organism in Eukaryota, Metazoa, Rotifera, Eurotatoria, Adinetida, Adinetidae. The record is from the annotation of a GenBank genome assembly.